Molecule: messenger RNA, 10395 nt
Organism: Procambarus clarkii (red swamp crayfish)
Lineage: Eukaryota; Metazoa; Arthropoda; Malacostraca; Decapoda; Cambaridae
Source: RefSeq, a predicted model, not a curated record
UGCUUCUGAGUCUUGCUAGAGGUAAUGUGGUGUGUGAACAAGUGGUGCAAGUGACUGUACAGUAUACUUGAACAGAGGUACAGUAUCUUAAAGUAUUAAUACAGUAACUUGAUUAAGUGUGUGGCGAUGGAUACACACAGACACAAUACUGCAACCCAUUUGAUAUUAAAGGCCACAGCAAUAGUACAAAGUUAAGGAAAGGUGGUACCAGGUAGUAAGCAAGGUAAAUAUUGCUGGAACAAAGGUGGAUAUCUUCAAGGAGCAUUUAGAUAAGUUUUUGCAAGAAGUGCUGAACCAGCAGGGAUGUAGUGGAUAUGUGGGCCGGUUACCUUGCGAUGAUUUUUGGGCUCAGUGUGCCCGUGGCCCGGUCCCUGAACAGGCCUCCUGGUUGCUGGACUGGUCAACCAGGCUGUUGGACGUGGCUGCUCGCAGUCUGGCCGCUCUAAGCAACAGCCCGUUGGACGAAGUUAUUACAAGUUGAGCCUGACGGUACAAGAACUCUUGAGACCCUCGCCAGGUGGUAAUGAUUGUUGACUAAAAUACCAUGAGUUGGUUUGGCUCGGCCUCGGAGUGGAAGCAGGGCCUGAGUACCUCGGCACUCAGUAAAGUUGAGGAGCUAGAGAACCAGGUUGAACGACUGAAACGUGAGAGGAUACAAAAACAGAAUCAGCUAGAUUCUCUCCAGCAAACUUUAGACAACCAGAAAAGAAAGACUGAUGAUGGUGUGAAGGAGAAGCAAACAUUGCUGAAAGAGAUAGAACAGUUAUCGCGAAGCUGUGAGCAACUGCAGCUUCAGUUGCAAAAGGGUCAACAUGAUCACAUCACAUCUAGCAUUAGCCUCAUGCCCCUCCGCAAGACUACAGCCGUCGAGUCGUUGUCGUCGUCGUCGUCGUCGUUGUCGUCGUCGUGCUCAGGGGAGGAAAUGGAAAGCUUGCGGAAAAAAGUGGAGGAGCUGACGCAGGAGAAUAAAAGUUUACAUUCAAAGUUGUCUGACCAGAUGUUACAGUCUCAGAGCUUAGAUGGCCGAGUCUCUUCAUCAAGUUCUUCUUCAAUGGGAGAUGACGACAGGGAUUUCUGGGGAAGUUUUGAGAAAAUCAAUACAAGAAAUCAGCGCACACCGUGUAAAACUCCACGAAAGGCUAUAGAAACAAGUGAUGAGAACCCAUUUAAAACCCCUUUUGAAGGAUUACACUCUAAAGCAGGUGUUGCAGUGAACGAGGGGAAUCUCUUCACAGCUCCCACCCACCACCACUCUCACUCAUCUCUGCCUAGUGCUCCUCCGGCUCUAGCAAGUAAUGAUCACUAUACAAAGCAGUUGGAGAAAAUUAUUGAACAGUAUAAAAAGGAGAUAGAUGGACUCAAGUCGUCUAACUCGGCUCUGCCCGACAUCAGUAAACUACAAGAGGAGAUAACAUCUCAAGAAAAGACUAUUAAAGCGGCAAAUGAACAAUUAGCUACUUUCAAAUCCAAUUGUGAAGAAGCAACUGGAAAGUUGGAGAAAACGGAGCAGCGUCUACGAGCUGUGCAGAGUGAAUUAGACUGUCAGAGACACAACAGUGAAGCUGCACGCAAGAACCUGGAGGAGAAGUGGAAAGAGAGGGAGAGAGAACUCACUGGUGACAUGACCAGAGCACAGAAUGACAUGGCGGCCUUGGAACGUCGCGUAAGUGAACUCCAGACAAAACUCCAGCAACAGGAGACCUUGACCCGCAACACACAAAACUCCCUCCAGGCAUCUUUGGACAAAGCUCUGGCUCAGACUGCAUCAGUGGAGAAGGAUUGCAAGGUAGCCGAGAGUCGGAGCGGUCAGCUAGAGGCAGAGAUUGCCCGGUUAGAGAAGACAGCUGAAGAUUCGACCAAAACUCUUACUAUGUUGCGCCAAGAGAAGGAGAUGGCAGCUGCUCAGGUCUCAGGAUUGAAGGUGAAACUUUCUGCAGCAGAAUCUUCGAUAGACAAGCUGACAACGCGCUUAGAGUUGGCCGAGCAAGUGGCAGACAGCAGGAAGGUUUCACUUGAACAGAUGCAGGCAGAUAAGGACAAAGCUGUUAAAGAUGCUGAAAAUGUUGUAAACAAGUUAUCUCAAGAGAUGGGCCAACUUGAAGAUGAGCUGAAAGCCACAGUAGGGCAGAGAGACGAGGCAACGACAGCUCUCAACACAACCAAAGAACAAUGUGAAAGGAAGUUAGCAGGAAUGAAUGCAAUGGAAGCGGAGUUGUCAGAAGCGCGAGCCCAGGUUGCCAGUGUAUCUGCUGAGAUGGAGAGUGUUAAGGCUAAUGCUGCAUCAGUAGUAGAGUCCACCAAGGCAGAAGCUGCUAUGGAGAUACUUAAAGUCAAAGAAGAAACUGAAAAACAAGUGAGUGAAGCAGAGAGACGAGCCAAGGUUGCAGAGGAGGAGAAGUUGGAGGUGCAGAAUAAGGAGGAUAUUGCCCGCGGUGAGAGACUGGCAGCCGAGGUGUCAAAGUGGGAGCUGGAGGGAAUGGUAGACACACUCAGGGCAGAUAUUGCCCGCCACACUGCAACUAUUACUUCACUGAGAGCAGAGAUUGAAGUGGCGACGAAAGGAAAAGUUGAAGCAGAGGAACGUUUUGAAGAACAGAUAAGAGAGAAGGAAGGAAAAAUUGAUGUGUUAACAUCUUCAGUGGAAGAGAAGGAGAAGAGAAUGAGUGAGCUUGAGAAGACGUGCGAGGAGGUGGAGGUGAAGCUUGAGACACUGACAAGAGACAGAGAAGAAGGAGAGUCUCAGGUGAAGGAGCUGCAACAGCAGCAUGCUGAGAGUAUUGCAGCUCUUGCCAAGACUGUAGAGGAAAAGGAGCGAGCUUUAAUGGAGAGUAACGGCCAAGUGAACACCUUAACACUCAGAGUUGCUGCUCUACAGAGAGAGAAAAUGGAAGUCGUUGAUGAACUAGAUAAAGUGAAAGAAGAGAGGGAAGAAAAGUUGAAUGAUCUGCAGGUGGCACUUGUAAACGCCAUGACUGACUUGGAGACGCUGGUGGAUAAUAAGCACGCUCUGGAACUCAAGUGUCAAAAUAAUAAAGAAGAAUUUCUACAACUGUUAGCACAGAAAGAAAAGAUGGAAGUCAAAUAUUCAGAGGAACAAAAGCAGCAUGCAGAAAAGAUUAUAAAUUUGCAACAGAUUUUGGAAACAAAUGCAGGUUCUUUGGAAAAAAGUAAGAAGGAAAUAGAAAAUUUAAAGUUCCAACUUGAAAAUCAAAAGAUCGAAAAUAGUCAGUUAGCUGAACAUUAUAGUAGAAUAAAAAGUGAUAAUGAAGAGAAAUUGUCUAUUGUUCAAGCUGCUCUGGAAGUUGCAGAAAAUCAUGUUGGUAAUAUGAAGCAGCAAGUCCAGACCCUUAAUGCUCAGGCCAACGAGUUGAGUGUCACGUUUGAGAAGAAGGCCGAGGGACUCGUGCAGGAGAACUCGGACAUGCAGCUGGAGUUGGCAGAGCUGAAGUCAACUCUACAAGACCUCAGCAAUGAGCAUGAGGAUAAGUCAAACAAGUUAAUGGAAGCUGAGCAAGAGAUAACUCUGCUUCAAGCUAGUAUAGAGGAGAAAUCCUCAGCAUUUAAAGAGGCUGCAUCAGCUUUAAUAGAAAAGGAGAAUUUAGUUAAAGAAAAAGAGAUGGAGAUAACAAAUAUCAUUGCUAGAGAGAAGCAGCUGGAGAAAUUAGUCGACGAAGCGACUAAUAACUUGAGGGAAUCCAGAGGCGAGUGUGAAAUGUUGACAUCUUCCCUCAAGGAAACUGAAGAACAGUUGAGCCAAAGUAAGAAUAAUUCUCAACAGUUGAAUGAUGAAUUAGAUAAACUAAGAAAUAAGCUAGAAGCUACUGAUGAUGAAAUUCUUGCUCUGAGAGAAGAUAUAACCAAAAAAUCUCAAAAAUUAAGUGAACUAGAAGUUAAUGCAUUGUGUGCCAAAGAGGCUGUUGUCCGAACUGAAAAUCUGGAAGAAGAGUUAAAAACGUGGCACGAGAAACACCGGGAAGCUGUUGCUCAGUAUGCAGCUGCCGCGGCAGCGCUAACAACCAAAGAAGAAGAAUGUACGCAGCUUCAGGCAUCUAUAGUAGAGCUGGAAAAUAAUAAGAAUGCAAUUAUACAGUGUCUUCAAGAUAAGCAAUCACUUCUAAAUGAAGAAAAGAAAACUUUGCUGGAAAAGCUACACGAGGAGGAGGAGAAAGGUGCAAAUGCAUCUAAAACUACCUUAGAAGUUCAAAUGAAGUUGGAUGAGAAAUUAUCCCAACUGACUGAAUUGCAGGAGGCGUUAAGUGAACACCAGUCAACAGUUUGCAGAUUGAAGGAAGCAUUGUCGAGCCUUGAAGCCGAGAAGCAUCAAUGGCAAGAAGAACAGUGUUCGCUGAGAUCGGCUGUAGUUAACAUAGAACAAGCCAAGAACAAUCUUGAAUCUGAAAUUGAGAAUUUGUAUAAUGAUGCAAAUUUGAGAGAUGAACUGGAGAGUUUACAGGAAGUUAAUGCAACGCUGAAUAGCAGGGUCGAGGAAAUGGUUGUAACAAAUGAGCAGCUACGGUCAUCUCUGACGGAGACGAGCGAGGAACUGAAACAACAGAGAACAUCACAUAAAAUGGUGCAGGAUCAGCUGGAGCAACACACCAUGCACACUAAUGAAGUUAUUGGUAGUCUCACUGAGAAGUUGGCCACUAGCCAGAAGGAUAUUCAGUUGAAAGAAAGUGAAUGGCAAGAUCUUACUAAGCAGCAAGCAGUAUUGAGUCAAGAAUGCGAAGAAGCUAAGUGUGAGGUAGUGAAGAUGAAGGAACAGCUGGACACAGCCAUGAGAACAUUACAGACGGCCAAGAGUAGAAUGAUUGACAGCGACGUGUACGACGAGGUCUGUAAGGAGAAGGAGGACUUGAGGGAACGCAUUAAUGGCCUCCAUGAAGAAUACAUUAUGAUGACAAAUAAAUAUCAAAAAGAAUGUGAGAAAGUCGAGAGCUUGCAGAAGGACUUUGAUAAUUAUCGUGAUGCAAUACGGAUGAUGGGACACCAACAGGAUAACAGCAGAGACAACGAAGUGGCUGAGAUUCAAAAGGAGAAUGCUGAUCUCGUUGUCCGCUUGGAAAAAGUUGAAAGAAGUAAUGGAGAGCUGCAUCACACAGUGCGUAGUCUGAGAAGGAAGGAAGCGGAGUUGGCACUUGAACUGCAGGCAGCAAGGGGAGCUUCUGUUACAACCCCUUCCACUUCACAGGCUGAAUCACUUGAGGCAGCAAUGGUCAUUUCUCUCACAGUGACUCCCUCCACCUCACAGACCGAGUCGGACAGCACUACUGCCGAUUAUUUUGAAACCACGUGUAUGCAGGUGACCGAGGCCGAGUCUACUGUUGCCUCGCCACAACGUCGCGCUAUAGUUACGGCCGAAGAAUCGGAGACACUUCAAAUGAACUAUGAGACAAUGGACCCGGAAAUGUGUGACCAACUGAGUAGUGGUGUUGCUGAUGAACUGGUUGUUUGUGCCCUUAAGAAACAGCUUGGAGUCCUCAAGUGUCAAGCUGCUGCCAAGGAUUUGCUUCUUGAAGAAAUGAAAGAAAAUAUGCAAACUUUAAAACAAGAAAUUGAACAUCUGGCUAAUCACAAUCAUAGUCUUGUUGCCCAACUUGAGCAACACAUUGUUAACACCUCGACGAAGUCCACUGAUGAAGAGCAGAAAAUGUGUGUAGAGCAGCUGGGGAGCAUGCCACCUCUGAAGCAGCAGCCUGGAAGUGAAGCCGAGGACACUAAAGAGAAAUUAAACCAGGCCUUGUACGACCUUCGCAAGACCCAAGAGCAGAAUAAGCUGAACGGGGCUAUGGCUCAAGAGCUUGAAGACAAGGUGAACUCCCUUGAAGCAGAGCUGAAGGUUGCUUUACAGAAGAGAGAGCAACUUCAAGAGGAGAAUGUUAAGUUGCGGUCAUCUUUGAACGCUCAACAAGAAGAUGGCUGGUCAGACACACAGACAGAAUCAUCUUCAGCUGUUCUAACAAGAUUACAAGAGGAGAGGAAUGAUCUUCAAGAAAAGUACAACAGAUUGCAGGAAGAACUUGACAAGAUGUUAGAGAAACAUGAAAAUUAUAAUGUGGAGUUUGAGGAACACAACAAUAAAUCUGACGAGUUGGCCUUCUUGAAUGAAGAACUCAGUUCCAAAAAUGAUGAAUUAGCCUCCAAGAAUGACCUGCUUAUUACCAAGAAUGAGGAGCUCACAGUGAUGAUUGACGAAAUGAAGAACGAAGUAAGCGAACUUAUGUGCCAGAACAAUGUACUUAAAUCCAACACGGAAACUCUAUAUAAAAAGGAAGAAGAGCUCAUGACUGAAAAUGAGAACCUUACGGCUGUGAAGAGCGAGCUGGACGCCCAGAUCCAGGCCAUAUCGCAGAGACUGGAGGAAGUGAUGUCGGGAAAUCGAGAACUCGUUGCCACGAACACGGAUGUGGUUCUGCAGAAUGAGCAACUUCUAGCACAGAAUCAAAGUUUGCAGGCUGCACUUGAGAAGAACGCUUUGAAUAUAGAGGAGCUUGUAAAGUUGAAGGAGAGUGUGAAUAGUCUGAGGGAUGAGAAAAAUGUUUUAGAGAAAAAAUUGAAUGAUCUUGAUGAUUCUGUUUUGAUAAACACGCACUCUCAGAAUGCACUGCAAAAUGAGAAAAAGGAGCUUAUGGAUAAGGUUAAGGAGCUAGAGGAUAAGGUUAAUCAAAGUCAGAACAAAUGUAUUGAGCUUACAAAUCAAAUUGAAGUAUUGAAAGCUGAAAAGGAAAAAUUAAUUUCUGAUUCUGAUAUUAUAUCUACUGAGAAGAAAGAAGUUUUAGCCGCUUCUCAGGAACUAACUCUAAAGUACACCACCAUUGUUGCUGAAAGAGAUCACAUGUUAAAGGAAAACAUGAAAUUAUCCUCAGAAAAAGAGAAGCUGCAAUUGGAAAAGAAAGACAUCAUGAGCUACAAGGAAGAAUUACUUUCUGAGAAAGAAAAAUUGCAAUCCAAGCUUGAGCAUGUGGAGAAGGAAAAAGAUGAACUGCUUUUGGUAAAGGAGUCACUCGAGAAGCAACAAGAUCAGCUGAAGCUUGAGAGUGACUUGAUUGCCAAAGACAAAAUUGAAUUAGAGGCUAGAAGGGAGACGUUGGAGUCGAAGAUGAAGGAAAUGGAGAGAGUAAGGAAUGAGAUUGUCUCCGAGAACGAAACAUUGGUAAAACAAAAUGCCGAGUUGAACUCCAAAGUAAAUAUGGUGUUGAAUGAUAAGAUGAAUUUACUAUCGGAAAAAGAGGAAAGAGAAUCUGAGAAAGAUGUGAUCAUGAAAGAAAAGAAUGAAUUAUUGUCCGAGAAAGAGGCUUUACAGGUAGAAAAACAGGAAUUGUUAGCAGAAAAGGAGAUAAUCUUUAAUGAUAAACAGAAAGUGCUUUCAGAAAAUACUCGGCUACAGUCGGAGAAUGAAAGUAUUUUGAAAGAAAAAGAAAUCAUGCUCUCAGAGAGAGAGUUACUAUCAACAGGAAAAGAGGAGCUUCUCAAAACUGUUGAGGAUAUGACAUUACAGAAAGAAUUGAUGAUCUCUGAACAAGAAAAGCUUCAAGCUGAUAUUGUAAGCUUGGGUGAAGAAAAAGAUCAGAUCUUGUUAAAUAUGCAGGAAUUUAAAAUCAAAGUUGAACAGAAUGAAAUAGUUAUUGAUGAACUAAAUAAAACAAUUGCAAAUCUAACUUCUUCAAAGGAAAGUCUUAUGUCAGAAAAAGAUCAGUUAAUUAAAAUUAAGGAACAGCAGCAGCAAGAAAGGGAGAAACUUGAAACAGAGAUAUCCACACUACAUGGUCAAAUUACAAAUAUUUCCUCACAUAAAGAGAAUCUGUCAUCUCAAGUUACGCAGCUUCUUGCCAAUAAAGAGGACAUGACCUCAGAAAUUGAACAUUUGAAGUCUAACUCAAAGGACUUGCUUUCAGAAAAAGAUGAACUUAACAAGGAUUUAAAAGAGAUACGAACACACUGCAAAUUAGUUGAAGAUGAGAAUGAGUCUCAGAGAACAACUUUAGAGACUCAUAAGAUUGAGAUUAAAAACUUGCAAAAUACCUUAGAAGAUUUUAAGCAGCAGCAGCAGUCACACGAAACGGUGGUAGACACACUGAGAACAAAUUUGAAUACGAAGGCAGAAGAAACUACGCAAAUGAUCCAAGAGCUCAAAAAGGUGAAGGAAGAGCUUCAGGUCACACGAGGGGAGCUGAAAGUUACCCACACAAACCUUGCCAACAAAUUGAAUGAGACAACCAACCUAAUGGUGGAGAAGGCUUCCCUGGAAGUGGAACUGGCAAGUGUGAAAGACAAGCUGUCAUCAGCAGCAGACACACACAAAUCUCUUGCUGCAAAGGAAGCAAAGAUUGAACAGCUGCGGAAAGUACAGUUGGAAAUCCGCACCGAUUAUGACGCACUUCGAGCCAAAUUCACCCUUAAUGAGAAGAGUAGUAGAAAGAAAGAUAAAGAAUUAAAUGCAUGCAGGAUCCAUAUUACUAAUAUAGAAGAUGAAGAAAAGCAGUUAAAGGAAAAGGUGGAACACUGGCAGAGAAGAUUUAAUGAAAAGAACACGGAAGCAGAAGAACAAGCAUGUCAGAAUAUGGAGGUUAUGAAAAAGAUGCACGAUCUCCAAGAAGCAAAUGACAAUUUGAAAUCUAAGAUACUGCUCCUUCAAGCUCAAAUAAAGAAGUUGAAAUCUAAUAGCGACAGUAAAGAAGCACCUCCACAUGAGCCAAGUAGGCCGAAAAAAAGUCCAAGAGUGGCAUCUUGUAUAACAGUUUUACAUGCAAGUGAUCUUAGGAAAGAGAGUACAGACACUCAACCUUCUCAAAGAUCGGAUAGCCAAGAAAUUAUCGGCAAUUCACAACCUCAAGUGGACGUCAAUUCUUCAGUAUCUCAAAUGACUCGGCGUGCAGUGACGCGUCGGGCGUCGAUGCUGUCUCUCUCUCCUGGCUCUAGCUCCGUAACCUUAACAAACAAAGCCCUUAAAAACAGCCCUCCAGAAAGAAGUAUCACUAGAUCGCGCAGAUCCGCAGGUGCCAACUUGGAGGAGAAAGCCGUUCCGAAAGGAUCUCAAGUGAAUAAAAUGCAAACGAGGCGUUCCUACUCCCACAGCUCAAUUGGCACAACUUCCCUUGGAGAUGAUACCAUGAAGCAUUCCAUGAAAAGAGUCUUAUCAUCCACAUCUACAUCAAAAGACAAGAAGAAGCGUCGAUCGGGUACCACUGUUGUGCCCGAGUCACCAAGUUUUGUGGAAACACUCUCAACAAAAUUUAAGCAAGGCCUGAACUAUUUACCCUCUGAGGACGUAGAGAGUACUGGGGUUGUGCAUCGGUCAAACACCUUGUCCAAGAGGGCUGCUUCAAGGGAAAAGUUACAGGAUGGCGGACCUCUCAAGUCAUUAAACCCCAACAGUCCUAUCCGAGCCAGCAGUAGACGUUCUCAAAGUGUGAGGUCGUCAAGCAUCACCACUCGCUCCAGGGCUUCGUGCUCUACUGCUCGUGGAGAGGAAUGCAAAACACAGUGAUUGAUGGAAGCACAAAUGUUAUAUUAUUUUUGUACACUAGAAAAUGUAGUAGUUUGUGUAUGAGACUGCUUGAAAUUAUGUACCAGAGAUAUAUGUCAGUUGUAUUUUCCAUAAAUUUAUUUUGCCACAGAAGUAAAUAUAUGACUUUAAAUGAUCAAAAUCUGAAUUCAGUUUAGGAAUGUGAUACUGUAUCUGGAAAGAAUUCUUUUAUGAUUCAAAUUGCAUUAUAUUGUGAUUACUUUUCCUCCAGAACUUUUGGAAGCACUCAUUUUGUCUGGAUUAAAAAAUAUUAUUUUAGUAUUGCACUUCAAGAAUUGUUUCUAAAUAAGGAUUUACAGUAUUUUCAAACAAUUUAAUUAAAGUGUGUCAUGCUACUAGACUUCUAAACUGUAUAAUACAUAAAAAAAUGCAUAUUUUAUAUAUUUAAUAUGUGAUAUGACAUGGCUUGUGUAUGUGAAAUAGGUGCAUAAAGUACACCUCUGGUAAAACAGUGUGUGUUGAUAACGGGAGCAAGAUUUGCACACAGCAUUAGUGUGACACGUGCCUGGGGUGGUGAUGCUGACAUAUUCUUAUGUAGAAAUAUAUAUAUGGUGUUGAUGUAACCAUACUGUGUGGUGAGGAACACCACAGGUGUAAACUGCACUCUCUCUCUCUCUCAAGUUGCAACCGGUGACCACAACAGUAUUUUGUGCAUCUAUCAUUCUAUAACUAGAAUAUUAGGAAAGAGAAAUAACUAGAUUUUAGUUUUGUAAGUACAGCAAUUCAGGAAGAAUUGUACUGUAUGUUUUUAUUUCUUUAUAUACAAAAACUCAUGGAAAAACCUUACCCUCACAAAUACAUGUAAAUAUUUAUACAUGGUACCUCUUCUGUUCCUCUCUUUUGUAAAAAUAAAAUAUAUUACAAUUUAA